Hevea brasiliensis (rubber tree) is the source of this 2044-nucleotide messenger RNA. Its product is annotated as vacuolar iron transporter homolog 1. The transcript has a single exon. Gene Ontology annotation, cellular component: membrane. Gene Ontology annotation, biological process: intracellular manganese ion homeostasis. NCBI's taxonomy places the organism in Eukaryota, Viridiplantae, Streptophyta, Magnoliopsida, Malpighiales, Euphorbiaceae. Gene Ontology annotation, molecular function: iron ion transmembrane transporter activity; manganese ion transmembrane transporter activity. The record is from RefSeq and is a predicted model, not a curated record. Bases 1051 to 1731 code for a protein of 226 amino acids.
UUCAGUUAUAUGUCUUUGUUAAGCACAUACACUAUAACUAGCUAGUUAUAUGAUUACGAUCUGCAACUGAUAAGAGAGCUGUUUUCUUCUUUUGUCUUGUUCCAUAGUCAUGCUUUAGUCAUGACUGAUGAGCUUCUGGUCAGGUAUAACUGCAUGACUUAAAAGUGCAUAUCAUCUGUUUUGGGAAAGAUAGCUUGCUCUUCUUAAUUCAUCAUCUCCACUUACCAGAACAAUAAUGUCUUAGUUACUUGCUUUCUUUCACUACUUAAUUCAUUAAUUGUUACAUAUAAUUCUUUGCUAAUUGAUCAUAUUUGAUUCAAAUUAUAAAUUAUGUGCAUCCAUUGUUAUUUUCUGUUGUAUUCAUAAUUUUCAGAAGGAAAGUCAUAGUUAAUUAGAUGAUGAUCAAAAGGUUGGAUCUUGGUUUGCUGUAUCUCAAGAGACUUUAUCAGAUAAUGAGGUGGUGACAAGGGGGUGUGUGUGUGUGUGUGUGUGUGUAUAAUUGUUAUAUGCAUACGUACCUAUAUAUUUAUGUAUAUAUAUUGAUCUUCACCAAAUAUACUAAACAAUUAUGAUCAUAUCUGAUCAAGAAUUCUCCUUGGACCAACUCUGUGUAUAUCAUUUUAUUUUUCUUAUUUUUUUUUCUCUCCAUGCCUUGUUGUUAAUUACCAUUCUGGGAAGAUAUGAAAUUCUUUUUUUUUUUCAGAUGAAAUUCAAUUUUGUUUGCUUAUACAUACAUGAAUAAAUCUUAUUACUGGUAAAGAAUUUGCCAUUUUCAAUUCUUGAUCAAUAAUGGUUAUAACCUUUGUAUCACCAUAUAAAUAGUAUGUGGAUUUCUGAUAAAUAAAUAAAAGUAUACAUAUCUUCUUCGUCUUCCAUUAGUGGCCAUACCCCACUUUUGCCUCCACCAUAUACUCCAUAACAAGCUUCUUCCCUCUAUAAAUACACUUCUUGAGGGCGUGUGUCCUCCACACUUUGAACUCUCCUCCUCCUCAAUCACUAUCACCAUUAUAAUACAUCUUUAUCAUUUCCAAUCCUUUAUCAUUUUCUUCCAUGGCAACCAACACCAAUAAUAAGUUUCCUCCGGCAAUUAAUGAUGUUGAGCAACAGGGGACAGUACUAGAGCUUCAAGAAGCCAAUAAGGAGGACUUCGACUACUCAAAAAGAGCACAAUGGCUACGAGCAGCUGUUCUUGGGGCCAACGAUGGUUUGGUCUCCACUGCAUCGCUGAUGAUGGGUGUUGGUGCUGUGAAACAAGACAUCAAGGCCAUGAUACUUACUGGUUUUGCAGGGUUGGUAGCUGGGGCUUGUAGUAUGGCAAUAGGUGAGUUUGUGUCUGUGUACUCACAGUUGGACAUAGAGUUGGCUCAGAUGAAAAGAGACGAGCAAAGAGGAGGUAAUAAUAAUGGAGGAAAACAAGAAAAUGGAGGUGAAGAAAAAGGAGAGAAAGAGAGUUUGCCAAAUCCACUGCAAGCAGCUGCAGCCUCAGCUCUUGCCUUUUCAGUGGGUGCAAUGGUGCCACUACUGGCUGCUUCUUUUAUAAGGAACUAUAACGCGAGGCUAGGUGUCGUAGUUGGUGCAGUGAGUUUGGCUUUGGUGGUUUUUGGGUGUUUAGGGGCUGUAUUGGGGAAGGCACCAGUGGUUAGGUCUUCUGCUAGGGUUUUGGUUGGAGGACUAAUGGCUAUGGCCAUAACGUUUGGACUAACCAAGUUGAUAGGGUCAAGUGCUCUGUGAGCUGUGAUUUAUCCAAUUUUUUUUUCAAAUUCGAAAUUUCACAGCUCUGAAAAUAAUUUGUACAAUCGCAAAGCUUUUGCGAAUGCUUUUCUUUUCCUCGUGGAGUUGCGUGUGUUGUAACUAGGUUUGAUUGUGUUUGGUGUGACAUGAGCAUGGAAAGAAUGUUGGUUUGGUGUAACAUUUGAAGUGGAAGAAGGGCAAGAACUGAGUCUGUUAAUUAGCUGUUGCGUCUUAGCUCAUCAUGUGUUUAAUUUCAACACUUGCACAAAAAGAUGCUCAACAAUAUUCAAGCACUGAACUUUAACGGUUUGAA